UCAAUACUCCGAGGUACUAGGACCGGCCUGUAAGAGAGGAGGGAAAAACGCUGAAGCGCUGCCAAUAGAAGAAAAACAAAGCCAGUUUGAUAUUACCACCAUAACAUUCUUAGAAACCAGCAGCAGCCACCAGCGACAAUGAACGGACAGAUGAACGGGUUUCAUAACUCCCUCAUUGACGAGGACUGCUUCUUGUUCACCUCAGAGUCGGUCGGGGAAGGACACCCCGACAAAAUCUGCGAUCAGAUCAGUGAUGCAGUUCUAGAUGCCCAUCUCAAGCAGGAUCCUGAUGCCAAAGUUGCAUGUGAGACUGUUGCUAAGACUGGGAUGAUCCUGUUGGCCGGUGAGGUGACAUCACGUGCCACAGUGGACUACCAGAAAGUUGUUCGUGACACAAUCCGCCAAAUUGGAUAUGAUGACUCUUCCAAAGGUUUUGACUUUAAGACCUGCAAUGUUCUGGUGGCCUUGGAGCAGCAGUCUCCUGACAUUGCUCAGGGUGUUCACAUUGACCGCAAUGAGGAGGACAUUGGAGCUGGGGACCAGGGUUUGAUGUUUGGAUAUGCCACUGAUGAGACUGAGGAGUGUAUGCCUCUCACCAUUGUCCUUGCCCACAAACUGAACGCUAAGAUGGCUGAGUUGCGCCGCAACGGCACCCUUCCCUGGCUUCGGCCAGAUUCAAAGACUCAGGUUACUGUCCAGUACCGCCAAGACCGUGGUGCCAUGCUUCCAGUGCGUGUGCAUACAAUUGUCGUCUCUGUUCAGCAUGAUGAGGAUAUUUGCCUGGAAGAGAUGAGAGACACCCUGAAGGAGAAGGUCAUUAAGGCUGUUGUGCCAUGCAUCUAUUUGGAUGAUGACACCAUCUACCAUCUGCAGCCAAGUGGCAGAUUUGUUAUUGGAGGCCCACAGGGUGAUGCUGGCCUUACGGGACGUAAAAUCAUUGUUGACACUUACGGCGGCUGGGGAGCCCAUGGCGGCGGUGCCUUCUCUGGGAAGGAUUACACAAAGGUGGACCGCUCUGCUGCCUAUGCUGCUCGCUGGGUGGCCAAGUCUCUGGUGAAGGCUGAGCUCUGCAGGAGAGUGUUGGUCCAGGUUUCCUAUGCCAUUGGAGUUGCCCAUCCCCUUUCCAUUUCUAUCUUCCACUACGGGACCUCCCACAAGAGUGAGAGGGAGCUGCUUGAUAUUGUGAAGAGGAACUUUGAUCUCCGUCCUGGAGUGAUUGUCAGGGAGCUGGAUCUGAAGAAACCCUUGUAUCAGAGGACAGCAGCCUAUGGCCACUUUGGCCGAGACUCCUUCCCAUGGGAGGUGCCCAAAAAACUCAAAUACUAAACAUGUUAAGCUUUUCCCCCCAGGCCUGUUGGUGUAUACUACAGAGAAGCCUCCAAGGUUCCGGGGGUGAAAUGCCCUUAUUUCUCUCUCAUAGUAAUGUUAUCAUUUAACGCUCCCUUCCUCACUCCAACUCCCUCCUUUGUCUUCUUGCUGUUUCCUGCUGGUUGCAGUAUUGCACUGGGUCAUGGGAGGCAUGCCUCAGAAACUUGAGUAAGAAACCGUAUGGGUUCCAUGAACUCAUGCACCGUACAUGUUCCCCUGUUUCUUGUUGUGAUGGUCCCCGAAUAGCUGCGUUCAGUUGUUCUCCUUUUGGCAUUCCACACUCGUCAAUAUUGUCAGUUUUUUAUUCAGUGUCAUGGCGGUAGCAUAUUAGGCUGUAUGUAAUACCCCUCUUAAUUCACUGGUGCUACUCAUGUUAGGAGUCUGCGUGACAUCUAAAUUUUACAUGUCCAUUCAGAAGCAUAGUUUAAUAGUCCUCCGAUCUGGCCCCUACUCAAACCAGUUUAGUGUCUUUCUACACAUUCCUCCUUUUGUCAGUCUGGAACAAUUAUUCCCCUGACCCAGUGUUCUUUAUCCUUUUUUGUUAGCUUUAUCCCCUCGUCUUUGUGGAGGAUGCUAGAAUGGCACAAUUAAAAUUUAAGGGUUGUUGCUGUUUUCAUAAAAAAUGCUAUGCAUUGCAGGCUAGUGUGCGAGCCAAAUCCUAAUUAUUCAAGCUCUCAAAUGAGCAUAAAGCCUCAGAUGCCCCUACAGACCUUUGCUGUUUUCUGACGUAAUACAGAAAAGUCAGAAGCUGCUAUGUCACUGCACUGGUCUGCAGCGGUAUUUGUUAUACUUGAUAGUAAUGACAAAAAUUGGAUUGUUUAUGCAUUGAAAUUCAAUUUUAAAUGAGUCCUUUUUAAAUGUAGUUUCACUUGCUUUUUUAUGGUUUGAAGUGACUAAAGGUCCUUUUACUCGAGUAUAUUGAUGGCAGGUGUAGCUACAGAGAAACCUGGUCCCCAUCUUUAUUCUCGAAGGAGUGCGUUCUUUACCACAGAGUCUUACUGGCUUAAAGUCAAACCUUAACACUAUUUAUUUGUUCUCUGAAACUCGGCGUGGAUACAGAGAAGCCGAGGUUUCAGAAGGCAGCUUUAAACACACUUGGCUAUUGAAUCUUGAAUUCCUUUUGACUUGACAGUUUUCAGUGUUUGGUUUGAGGCUCCAGAGUGUUGUACAGAAAAGCUUUGGUUCGCCUCAACGAGAAAGUGUCACUUGCUACUGUUAUGACUAUAUUACAACCUUUUUUUAAUAAUUGGACUGUAGAUCAUAUUUUAAGUGGGUUGGUUUUGAAAUCCCAUUUAAAAUGGCUGGCGCAAUUCUUUAGCUCUUACCUAUCCUCAAUGGACUGGCAGCAUCUGGUUGGUGUAGUACAGAGAAACCAGCCUUGUUUACACAGCCGUACCAUGUGUAGGAUAGGUUCAAGUUUUGGUUUUGUUCCCCUUAUACCACUGGGAGGUCAUCCCGUUGGCUACAGUAAGUGUAAGAGUGCCUUUUCUAUUUCCUCUACUCCCCAUUUUGCUUUUCUCCCCUCCUACCAACAUGCGCUCAACUUCCAGAGGAACAAGUAGCUCAUACUGUAUUGUGCUUCAUGUCUAAACCGAGUAGUUUCCUAAUGCUCUGUAAUAAACUACUCCUUUCAAAUA
Centropristis striata (black sea bass) is the source of this 3005-nucleotide messenger RNA. RefSeq names its product methionine adenosyltransferase 2Ab (gene mat2ab). Lineage: Eukaryota; Metazoa; Chordata; Actinopteri; Perciformes; Serranidae. Gene Ontology annotation, biological process: S-adenosylmethionine biosynthetic process. The record is from RefSeq and is a predicted model, not a curated record. The coding region runs from base 139 to 1326 and encodes 395 amino acids. Gene Ontology annotation, molecular function: methionine adenosyltransferase activity; ATP binding. The transcript is spliced from 9 exons. Gene Ontology annotation, cellular component: methionine adenosyltransferase complex; cytosol.